Bacillus rossius redtenbacheri is the source of this 2741-nucleotide messenger RNA. RefSeq names its product alpha-(1,3)-fucosyltransferase C-like. NCBI's taxonomy places the organism in Eukaryota, Metazoa, Arthropoda, Insecta, Phasmatodea, Bacillidae. The transcript is spliced from 2 exons. The record is from RefSeq and is a predicted model, not a curated record. Gene Ontology annotation, molecular function: fucosyltransferase activity. The coding region runs from base 358 to 1572 and encodes 404 amino acids. Gene Ontology annotation, cellular component: membrane.
CACAACCAAAAAAAAAAAAAAAAAUUCGAUGGUGCCCAUGAUUAUUUUGAAUUUGCGGUGUGUUAAAUAACAUUAAAUAAUACUUGAACGUCAUGAGCAUAUUUUGUUUUUUGUUAAAACACAACUCAAAUGUUCGCAUAGUUGAUAGAAUAAAUAUAAAUUAAGAAUUUAGAGGUUGUUUUCGUAGCUAAUGUUAUUUCGUACGUCAAGAGAAAAACAGUGAGUUUUCGCAAUGAUUAUUACAUCUAACAAAACUAACAUUUUUUUCUUUGCAUUUUGAAAUUAAUUUCGCUUCACCAUGUAACCUUUACGUCAGUGUACUGCGAAUUACAAUGAAAUAUUAAUGAAUUUAAGAAGAUGGGACUGCGGAGCUAUUCCCCUUUUCAAAAGUUGUUUAUGGCAUCAACAAUGGGACUUAUAGUGGUGUGUUGCUGCUAUGUUAUGAUAUAUUCCAGUGACUUGACUUUGUUUUGGAAAGUUCAACUAAGUGCACUGAAGCCUAACGCACAGUUUAACAAAGAAAAUUAUAAAACAAUUCUUCUGUGGAACAGUUUUUUCUCUGCAAAACAUUUUGGGUUUGGUGUAGGCCAUGAUCCAUUUAUUACACGAAAUUGCCCAAUUUCAAACUGCACUAUCGUUGAUCAUACUGAUGGGUACCUUCCCAUUCCUGUUGAAGAUUACGAUAUAAUUUUAUUCCACAUGGGUGAAUCAUCGACCUUGGACAUCCCAAUACAAAGAAAAGUUAACCAGCGGUAUAUUUACUUUAAUUUAGAGUCUCCAAUGAAUACAAAAGUUGUUCACAAACUAGAUCUUUAUAAUGUUAUUUAUUUCAACUGGACAAUGACUUAUAGAAGAACUUCAGAUAUUUUUUUCCCAUAUGGCUGGGUUGCACCUAUUUCAGAUGCGAGAAAAGUUUUAGUGAUGCCCACCGAUAACCCCCAAAAAUGGAUUACUCCAAAUUAUAGUUUAAGCAGUGCAGAUCAUAGUUUGGAUGUACUCUUGGGCAGAAAGUCUAAGUUAGUUGCAUGGUUUGUAUCAAACUGUAACUCACAAAGUGAAAGGUUCCGUUAUGUUGAAGCACUAUCAAAAUUUGUUCCAGUUGAUAUUUAUGGUCGCUGUGGAAAACUUAAAUGUCCGAGAGAAAGUAGCAGAUGUGAUGAAAUGCUUGAUACAACGUACAAAUUUUAUUUAUCAUUUGAAAAUUCUUUGUGUAUAGACUAUGUUACAGAGAAAUUUUUUAGGGCAUUAAAACAUUAUGUUAUACCCAUAGUUUAUGGUGGCUGCAAUUAUAGCUUGAUAGCACCUCCAAAUUCAUAUAUUGAUGUAUUUACAUUCACUUCUCAAAAGGAACUUGCUGCUUAUAUAAUGUAUUUGGAUAAAAAUCCACAAGAAUACAAGAAGUAUUUUUGGUGGAAGUAUUUCUACACUAUAAUGGAUAACCAUAAAUACAUUUUGUGUCAGCUCUGCCAAAUGGUAAAUAAUGCUAGUUUACCUUCCAAGACUUACAAAGAUAUAAGCAUGUGGUGGUCUUCAAGUAUGUGUCACAAACCACAAGAAAAAUACUAUUUGUAAGCUUUUGUACAAAAUUUUUUAACAUGUCAAUUAUCUUUGAAAGGUGUAGUUUUUUCAUCAAUAAACUGUACAUAAUAAAGUAGUUUUCCAUAUUUAUAUGAAAAUAAUCUUGUCUAGUUUUGUAUAUCUUUACAACUUUAUUAAAAAAAAAACUAAAUGUACGUUAAUGUUGAUCAUCUGAAACCGCACAAUAUUGUUGUUAGAUUGUAUCUGUUACAUAAUUUAUAUUUUGUUAUUUUAAAUAAAUAUUUCAACUGAGGAUGAAUAGCCUGAGAAACAGGCACCACUUUUUUUCUAUUUUUAUUGCAUGUACUUUACUGCUAAAUACAUUUUUAUUUCUUGAUAAAAAUGUUGAUAUUAAAGUUUAAUUGGUACUUAAAGGACUCUGGUUGAGAGUACAGAACAUGUUUUUAACUUUUUAGUGUGUGUGUUGACAAAAAUAUUUUGCAAGGCAAGAACCAAGAAAAGUGCUUCGAACUUAAUAGUGCCUAAAGCUGAAAUGUGUUCAUAAAUUCCAUGGAAAAUAUGUUUUUCUAUGCCCACAAUUUAUAACUGCUUUAAUAAAUAAUAUGAAACUAAUGAUAAUUUUUAUAACACUUGUUAAUAAUGUUUUAAAUUGUGUGUUCUCUAAAAUUGUGAUGAGUAGCAAAAAUUUACUUAUACAUCGAUAGUAUAAGAUAUGAAGUGGUACUAGCUGUUCAUGAUGGUAAAGAGUUGUAAAAAGCACUUUGAAACUGUAAACAUUAUGCAUAAAGCUCAUUGGGGUAGCCUAUAUCGUCAGUCCGAAAGAACAGUGACAUAAGUCAAAAAAGUAAGGUUUUCAGGAGAUGCAAUUAAAAAAAUUGGACUAAAUUCAGACAUGUUUUGCUCAGAAUUUUGAAACUGUAGGUGUUUAUUAACAGCAGCUGUUAUGAAGUUUUUAUCUCUUACUUAGUUCACUGUCUGAUUUUUUCAAAACAUCUGUAAAGAUAUUUUUAAAAUCAAAUUUAAAAUGUUUUAUUUGAUUUAUAACACUGUUCUUGCAAAAAGUAUUGUUCAGUUUUUGUGUUAGGUGUGCAUGCAAAAUAAAAUUAUCUUGUCACAGACAAAUUUUUUUCUGGAAACUAAAUAGCUUUAGUAUAUUUUGAACUAUUAUAAACUGUAAAUUCUGAUUGUAGACAAAUAAUUAU